AUUUAUCCAUGUUAAUAGUAUCAACAUCAAUAACUAUUGUUUCUAUUAACGUUUAUUGCUGCAAUCAGUAAUAACUCAAGUGAGCUCAAGUAAAUAGAAUGCUUGAAAACGUAUUUAAACCGAGUAAACAUUGAAGAUAAACAAAGGUCUUCACAAAUCCCCCAGGGCGUUUUUGUCCCACGGGAACAACCAACCCGAAGGUGAAGAAUGUUUGAUGUUCCUGCGGAUUUAGAAACCCGAAAACCCGGCACUUCGGCGUUAUGGGAGUCCGAAAAUACAUUCAGAAAAGAACAAAAAGGAGAAAAAGGCGCGCCGUAACGCACAUGCGUGAGCGCCGUAAUUUAUUUUAAGGAGCAUCGCAGCUACGACUUACGUCGAAUGCGGGCCUCAUGUUCCCGAUAAUCGUGGUUUUUAAAAUAGCCCGUCGUUGAUACAACCGACGUUUGAAUUGAGUUUGGUGCCGGGCGCAUCUGAUCGUUAAAUUAACAUUCGGUUUCCUUUCCAGUCUCAAGCCUACGCAUGUUAACGCCAUGUUGGUUUAGAUUUUAAUGAAUAAUAAUCCCGUUUGUUGAUAAUCUAGUUCGGUUUAAUUAGGCUAAACGGGUUUCUGUUAAGUGCUGUGUUGUUUAGGUAUAUUUAGUGGAUAGUUAGUUGUAAAGUGCGUUUUGAAAAACAGUGAUUUAGGACGCGCAGGGCUAUUUAUAAAGUGAAUAAAAAUCGACGGGCUUUUCUGUACUUUACCAAUUAAAACCAAUCUAACUAGUUUAUUUUCGUUCGUUGUUUGCAUGAGUCACGGCGCGUUAACAUCUUGAUUGUCUUUCGCUUUUCUUUUUUACCAUCUAUUUCCAAUUUCACAAUACGAAUACGAAAGCGAGUUGCACAUAGACCAUUCACGAUACACGCGGAAAUACCUCCGAAUUUUAACAUUUCAUUUGGUUUAAACAUUACAUGUUACUUACAUGACUAAUACAAUUUCUAAGUAUUAAACCAUCUUCCUCAAACGAUAAGAGUUUAAGAUCCGGUGUAGGUACCCAUUUUAAUUAACUCUCUUGGUGAUCUCAAGGAGUAAAGGAAGAUGAAAGGACGCAAGGUCCUACAAUGACCCAGUGCCAUAAAGACAUGCUUAUCGUACUCUUGUGUUGUAUAAUGAAAAUUCUGGAAUUCUCCUCGGGAUCGUUUGCUCCUGCCUCCGGCGGGGCGCCCACCCUUAAGCGGAGGAAAAGAUAUAUCAGACGAAGGAAAGGUAAAGGAAUGACGGAGAUAGGCAUCAUCCGGGGCAGUCCGGACUCCGAUUGCAACAGCAAUCACCACGGCUCCGCCAGCUACGUCAGCAACACCUCCUCACAAGACAUCGAUUUCAUCCAAGACAAUUCGGAUUACCAAUGGUUCAUCGAUUAUGGAUACAGGGACGGAGCAUCCAACAACCACACCAGCAUCCUCUCACUGCCGGAAUCCUACGAAGCCUCCGACCUGAACUACUACGAUGCCUUCGCCAAGAACGUCGACGCCAAUCUGGCCGAGGCCGACAUGGAGAGCUUCCGCACCGAGGACAUUCGCGCCCUGCUGAGCAACCUGCCGCCCAUGUGCACCGAUCACCAGAGCCAGGAGAACAGCCGGCGCGGCGAGUGCUACGCCAGCAUCACCGGCUCGCUGAUGGCCAAAUUCGAGCUCGACGGCUCGCUGAGCGGCCGCGACAGCUCGCAGGGCGACGAGUACUCGGCCGGUUCGAAUUCGAUGUCCAUAUGCAAGUCGGAGUUGCUGUUCAGCCCCGUGAAGGAGACCGUGUUGCCGGUGAACUUCAGCGUCGAUUCGUUGGACUCGGAUUUCCACGAUAUGAUGCUCACGUGCCAGGCUAAUAAGGAUAAUUACACCAUCGCCUUCGAGGGUUCCGUUACCACUUAUUCGGAGGACGGGGAUUGCAGCGAAAAAGAUAAGAACGCUCGCAACCGCAACUCGGAGAGCGCCCGCUGGUCGAGCAACAACGCCAACAACCGGCCGCGGAGCCCCGUCGACGGGCUGGACGACUCGAUGACGCGCUCGGAGGACUCGAACAGCCUCACCACCUGGAGCAAGCUGAAGAAGACCAGCGGCGAGGAGGCGAGGCGACAUCCGUCGGGCAACAACAACAACUCGGAGAGCGACUCGGCGGCCCGGUUGCACGUCGACGACGCGACCAGCAAGAGCCGCAGCUUGCCGAAUUUGAGCAAGCAGAAGGAGAAAUCGGGAGCCGGGAAGGAGCACAGCGAUAGUUCGGUAAGCGAUCGGUUGCGGUGGUUUGAAGGGGGCGACACGGUGAGAGUGUUCGACAUACAGCAUCAUACGAAUAGCAGCAACAGCGGUAGCGUGUCCGAAAUGGCCACUUCUGUUGAUAUGAGCUUCAGCGAUAACACCAACAACAAGCCCAACUUCAGCCUCGUGAAGUUGUUUAUGAAGCAGAAGAGCAUGAGCGUCGAAGGCAUGUCGACUACAAUGGAUCAGCUAUCGUCCACGGAAAAUUGGCCGGCUAGCCAAUCGGGGGAAAGCAGCGGCUCGGUGUCGAAAGAAAUCGUGAAAGACUUCACGAAAACUUGCAAUUCGAUAACGGAGGAGCCCGAAGAAGAAACACCCCAACCGAUAGCGGCUCAAAUUCAAAGCGAUCCGCCGUCGAAAAACAUCAACAACAACAACAACAGCGUAGAAAAACCGGCCGGAGCUCACGUGGUGAUGAACAGGAGCAUCCAAACGUCGCAUUUCUCCGAGAUAACGAACCUCAAGAACGCCAACAAAACCUGCACGGAGGCGGCCUGCAAGAGAUCCGUGAAGAUUUUAGAACCGUCGUUUCUCAGGAAGCUGAAAUCCGAAGGCGAAACGAAGAAGCCCGUGUACGUCCUGUACCCGAACUACGUGCUGCCGAAUUUGGAUUUCCUGAGCGACCAAGACGUCCCGCCCGAAUUGCUGCUGGUGCCGCAGAAACCGCCCGAGACCGUCUCGACCAAACGCCGCCCGUUCAGCUUCAACGACAUCGAAUCGCUGAAGCAGCGCGGCUUCGGCCACGUGAAAGACUGGGACUCGCUCAACUUCCUCUUGCCGCAGGAGUACCGCAACAUCCUAUCGGAGGCGAACCAUCAGGAACAUAUCAGAAGAUCCGCUUCGAUCAAGAACAAAUUCGCCAAGAAGCGGCCGCUCAGCUGCGACGCCAACCAAUCGUCCGGCUCGAGCAUCAACACGCAGCCGAGCUCCGGCUACAGGGGCUCCUCCAGCUUGCUGUCCGAAUCGCAAACCAGCCCGUUGUUCGUCUAUCGGUACGACAGCGCGACGAGCUCCGACGCCAGUUUCGCCGAGAAACACCGCCAUCGCGUCGGCAAAUUCGCCGCGGCGGACCAGAAGAAGACCGCCGAGUCCUGCAAACGUUGCAAUACGUACGAAACCAGCGAGGAGGAGAUCGCCGAUGAUGUGAAGUACAAGCGGAAAUCGCUGCAGGAUCCGCCGUACGCGAACAGGUUCAAGAGAUUCUCCGAGACCGAGGACGAGGGCGUGGACGCCGGCACGUCCAGCAGCAGCCUCGACGAGAAUCCCGACUACCCUAAGAACAUCACCGCCAGCGAGCUCGCCCAGCUCGAGGAGUUCCUGAAGCUCAGCGGGAUCUCGUCGUCCGACAACGAGGAGUUGAACGAGAAGAGUUUGGGCCAGUUGAAAUCGUACGUCGGCAAGUUCCUCGCCUUGAAGAUGAACCAAGAGGACCACUUGACCGGUCGCAAGAGCGCCACCAUCGGGCUACCCAAGCACUUCAUGACGCCGAACAAUUCGCCGAAUAUAUCGGCGUUCGUCCAGCAGAGGCACUACCAAACGAAGAAACUCACCGACAUGCCCAUCACCGAAGAGAACGAAAACAGCCCGAUCAGCUACAGCAGACAAACCACUCCCGUGCAUUUGAACAAACACCUAUCGGACAAUCUCGUCCAGAAACGAUCGCUGAUUGUAUCUCUAACGGAUUCAGUCGAGCAGGUCAUGCACCACUUCUCCCUAGCCUCCAACCAAAUCGAAUUGAACACCUUAGGCGAUUCGAAUUCGAAUCCGGCGUGCGCCAAACUCCUACUAUCCACCCUCUGUCCCGCCCUCUACGCCGUGCUCAGCGACGGCCUCAAGCCCUCGCUGGAGACGAACUUCGGCGCCAUCAACAACUCCGUGUGGCAGGUGGUGGAGGCGUCCGCCCAGCAGGGCCCGCUCACCAACGCCCUCAACGAGCUGGUGAUGCGCAUCAACGGCGAGGACGCCGUCACCGAGGGCCUGGUCAAGUUCAACGCGUUCGUCUUCGGGCUGCUGAACGUGCGCUCGCUGGACGCGUGGACGAGCUACCUGCGGACGCGCGAGAGCGUGCUCAAGAAGCACUACACGGCCGAUUCGUUGCUGGUGCUCUCGCACACCGGCGGCGCCGACGUCAGGGGUUUGCUCGACGCCAUGGUGGCGGCGCUGCGACCGCUGGCGUUCCUGCCCUUCCAGUUGGACUUGUUGUUCGAGUUCAAGGAGUUGCAUCGGAGCUUCAAGAGGAUGGACACCUACCAGCAGCUUUACAGUCCCACCCACAAGCGUACGCCGUCUCCGAGCUUCAAACACUUCCACCGUUCGGAAUCGGAUGAUGCCUCGUCGAAAACGGUGAAGCAUUUUGACGAUUCGCCGUCGCGGUGUCAUGGGAAAUCGGGCAAGGAGCGGCCGAGGUCGUGCAUAGAGACCAACGUGUCGCAUCCGACGUUCAAAUUGGGCGAGGACGCGGACGAUUCGACGAGGAAACGCUGGUCGGGCAUCGCCUUGAGCUCCAAACUGUACCAGGCCUACCAUCGGUUGACCAAAGAGGAGGAGGAGUACGUGGACAGCUUGGAGAACGCCAACCAGGACAAGAGCGAGGACAAUUCGAAUACGGUCGAGAACGUGCCGUCGCUGGCCGAGGACUUGGAGCCCGAAUCGCUGGAUUCCAAUGGGGCCGAUAAGCCGAUCAAUGCUCGAAGAUUCAAGAAGCUGCAGAAGAAAUGGGAAAUGUUGAGUACGCAAAAUUCGACGGAAUCGCCGCCUUUGUCGCCGACGCAUGCGCCGAAAUCGAAGAUUCCCAGGCCGAUUUCGUCGCCCGUUAAACCAUCUGGGAUACCGGUGCUCGUGAAGAAGCUGCCCAGUCCCACUGGCGUGAAAACGACGCCGGUCAAAUGCUCGAAUAGCGUGAAAAAUUCGCCGGCCAAGCGAUCGGCUCCGAUCACUCGGACCAGCAGGAUGGACCAAGCUUCCGAGGCGACGAGGCACGCGCAAAGGCCCAGCAGCUUACCGUACAAAGCUCCACAAAACGGGAAAGUUACCAAAACGACGCCGCCGAGACGCGCCGUGUCCAGUUCCCUUAACCGGAAACCCUUAAGUGACACUAAAGUACCAAAGGUCGUGAGAGCGAUAGGUCGUCGUUUGGCGUCGGAGAGCGGCCAUCUUGCGUACAACGACGGCGACAGGUUGCGCGUGGUGCUGGAAGUGGACGAAAAGUGGCUGUUGUGCUGCAAGGGUACCCAAAAAGGCCUGGUGCCCAGGUCGGGGGUGAUAGCCGAUAACGGACGGUUCUGAUUGUAAAUACACCUGCUUAUUACGUUUAAUUUGCGCUGUACAAUUCGCUCGGUACGAUUAGGUUUAAUCGAACUUGUUAUUAGUAUUAUUAUAGUACGAGUAUUACUAUAUCAUUGUUACCGCUUGAUGAUUUAUUUGAUACGAUUAUGUGGCAUUGUGAUUGAUUUAGGUUUAGGUUGUUCUGCGUUUCUUGUACAAAAAUUAGUGGUAGUUGAUGUAAAAAAUCAUUUUCAGAAUCUGAACGACUGAUUAAUAGUUAAUAAUUCAUUCAUACUCAUUUAAGUGAAAACAAACCUCACAUAAAACAACAAAAUAUCAAAUUAGAGACUUAUUUUUUACAAUCAUAAAGAAAACGUUAUUAGUUUGCAUUUUAAAAGCGAUUUGUGGACGUCUCGGUAAUAGAGUAGCUUUAAGUUUAACUUAAUUGAUAAAUCCACUUUGAGUUUGAAUGGAACAUCUUUACUAUACUUUUACUCGCUUGUUAUCCAGCCAGAUUUCCAAACUGCAAAAGUGGGUUUAAGCACGUCAGAACUUUGAAAAAAAUAGAGUUUACCAAUUAAUUUAUGCACCAUGAGCUUUGGUGUGUAUCGAGUAUUCGAUGAAUACUGGAGGAUUCAACUCUGUGCUCGAGAUUUUAAGUUUUAAGAGACGUCCCGAUCGCGAUGAAUUUUUCCGCUUGCUCGAAGCCAGUAUUAAUGAUUCGAAUCGGUAUUGUGUCUAAUAAAAUUAUUAAGGUAUUUAUUACUGUGUAUAACCAAGGAUUUGAGCGCUUCGUUAAAUGAUAAAUAACUUUACGCGUAGAUUAAUUGUAAUUAAAUAAUGUAUAUUAGCGAAAUAGAAAAUAUUUGUGCAGGUGGCCUUUCUAUAUGUAAGUAAUAAGUUACAUACAUGACAAAGUUUCGAAUUGUUGAUUAUUAUUUCGUUGCUUUUCGAUUAAUUUUUUUUAUUUAUUUCGACUUUUCUAUAUCGAAAUCGCCGGUAUUUCGAUAAGCUUAAAUAAUUUUGGCUGUGUGUACGUGGUGUGGUUGUAAGUGUGUGCCUAUUCGAUACAGAAACAAAUAUUUAGUAUUUUCUUAAAUGAAUCGUUUGGUUUGCAUCGAACUAAUAAACAUGAUGGUGACAUCUCGGCAUAUAUGCAAUUAAAAAAUAUGUAAAUAAUUUAUAUAAACUUCAUAUGCAAAUAAUAAUUAUUGUUGACAUAUAUGGACUAAAUAGUGUCGAGGUGUUACUAAUUGAAAUGAUUAUAAUAGGAAAUAUAUUUGGUUGAUUUUCAUGUCGUUUUUAAUUUGAAAUGCUUGUGAUUUUUUUUAUUGUAUACCGAGAUAUUUUCGAUUGAAAUGUUACCAUACCAAGCUGUUAUUUAUUUACAAUUACAUAGAUUUUUUUUAAGUGAAAUCGGCGAAUUGGUGGGUACCUACUUUAGAAAUGAGUCUUCGUUUCAUAAUAUUUAUUUGUAUAUAUUGAUAUUAAAUAAGAUAUUGGUGUAUAUAGUUAUUACCAAAGCUCGAUAUAUUAAAUAUAAGCCUCAUUUGCCCGAUGGUGCCAUAUAUAAGUUUGUUUUACAUUAAUGUCCUUUUAGCAAUUGUAAAAAUUACCAUAUAAUUAAAA
Molecule: messenger RNA, 7182 nt
Organism: Phyllotreta striolata
Lineage: Eukaryota; Metazoa; Arthropoda; Insecta; Coleoptera; Chrysomelidae
Source: the annotation of a GenBank genome assembly